Molecule: messenger RNA, 806 nt
Organism: Ctenocephalides felis (cat flea)
Lineage: Eukaryota; Metazoa; Arthropoda; Insecta; Siphonaptera; Pulicidae
Exons: 3
Coding region: 333-806 (157 amino acids)
Source: RefSeq, a predicted model, not a curated record
CUCAAGUUAUACGUUGUGCAGUGGAUAAUAUCAGAUAUCCAAAACAACACUCCCGAGUGCAAAUAAAAGGGUUUGAAACUUCCUAACCUAGAAUCAAGCGGGCGGCUUCUCGCCGACAUUGGUUGAUAUUCAAUUGUAUUUAGGAUUGAAAUUGGUGGCUAAAAUUUGCCUUAAUUGAGCAGCAUAACUGCAUGUCAAGUUUAUUGUUAAAUUUUGGACAGCGCAUAUUCAGUGAAAUACAUCUUAAGUGAAACAACCAUCAUUUAAGAAUUAUAAAGAGGCGAAAAUUGAUUGAUUUUACUGCACGAAAAUCAAAGGAUUAAUUGUUAUAGAUGGAGGCCAAUACUAAUACCAAUGAAACUCAAGUUUCAUAUUAUUUAAAUCAAAUGGUGAAUAUGUCGGAAGUGUUUGGUUUUUUAACAGAGGCGGCGACAAUAUUCGCCAGAUUGGCGGAAACGCCAUAUCUGUCACCAGAUCUGGCUCGUCAGUUUCAACGCUUAGCGUUUGAAUUUCGAGCAAUGUCGACUGAUUCAAGAAUAUUUAGUGUGAAAUUUGAACUAUCGAUCGCGUGCGGUGUAACUCCCCGAUCAGCAUCAGGCAUAGUUGACCAGAUGGUCAAGGUCUCGAAUGUUUUGGCGACACUGUCAGAAGCAACGAUCCUAUUGAGCAACACGGUGCGAGCAUCGGCUCAUAUGCAAAGAACAUCGCAAAUGCCGGCCCUGUAUCAAACAAUAUCGGCGAUAUCUGCCGAUCUGCACAGAGAUUCACUACAUUUAAUUGAAUGGUAUCAAAACACCCAAAUGUGA